Molecule: messenger RNA, 834 nt
Organism: Anopheles nili
Lineage: Eukaryota; Metazoa; Arthropoda; Insecta; Diptera; Culicidae
Product: collagenase-like
Exons: 1
Coding region: 1-834 (277 amino acids)
Biological process (GO): proteolysis
Molecular function (GO): serine-type endopeptidase activity
Source: RefSeq, a predicted model, not a curated record
AUGAAGCAGUUCCACGCACCAUUAGUGCUUUUGUUGGGGUGUGUGCUGCUCAGUGCUGAAGUUAAAGGGUUGAAAUGCACCGCUACCGGAAACACAAACGUUACGGCAAAUGGUCGACCGGCGUAUGCUGGUCAAUUUCCACAUCAUGCCUUGCUGGUGGCACACUUUGGUGAGGACGAAACACGCCAUUGUAGUGGAGCUUUGGUGGACGAACGACACGUUGUAACGGUGGCUCAGUGUGUCCAGGGAAGCAGCUCAGUAGAGGUACAUCUCGGUUCGAACUGUCUGCUGGAUGAAGCCGAUGAGCAGUUUCGGUACGUGUUCAACGCCACAGGAUACACCGUGCGUGAAGGAUACGACACGGAGACGUUCGUGAAUGAUGUGGCCGUCGUGAGAUUCACCGAUGAGGCGGUGCGUUUGCCACCGUGGGUGCGACCGGUACGACUUCCUGAGACCGAAGAAGACCAGUACAUCGGACAGGAGGUGCUUUCGAGCGGGUUUGGUAUGAUGAAUUACGCGACGGAGGUGGCCGCUGAUGCGCUGCAGUACGUACGGUUGGUGGUGCUGGAUUUGGAAGCCUGCCAGGAGGAGUUUAACUUCGUUACGCCUGACAGUGGAAGGUUCUGUGCGCAAGAUGCUGACCAUGAGCGAAACUGUGUCAGUGAUGUUGGCAGCCCGCUGGUACGGAAGGAGGGCAAACUGCAGCAGUACGUUCUGGUUGGUUUGACUAGCUUCGGGCAGAAGUUUGCCUGCAAUUUUGGUAAUCCUGGGGCGCUGCAAGAGUUGCGCGAACAUACUGAGUGGGUGAAGGAAGUGCUGGCUUUGGCGAAGUAA